Messenger RNA from Episyrphus balteatus (marmalade hoverfly), 1739 nucleotides. Its product is annotated as fatty acyl-CoA reductase 1-like. Gene Ontology annotation, cellular component: peroxisome. Gene Ontology annotation, molecular function: alcohol-forming very long-chain fatty acyl-CoA reductase (NADP+) activity. Lineage: Eukaryota; Metazoa; Arthropoda; Insecta; Diptera; Syrphidae. The record is from RefSeq and is a predicted model, not a curated record. Gene Ontology annotation, biological process: long-chain fatty-acyl-CoA metabolic process. The coding region runs from base 110 to 1600 and encodes 496 amino acids. The transcript is spliced from 11 exons.
AUUUUUCAUGGUUUUAGUUGUUUUCAAGUUGUGAACGGUUAAGCACUUAAUCAAAAUCGGUUAAUCAAUUAUUUCGUUUAAAAUCUUAAAUAUAAAAAUAAAAUCUGCAAUGAUAACCGAAUUUUAUAAAAACUCUGAAAUAUUUAUCACUGGUGGAUCUGGUGUUCUUGGAAAGGCUGCAAUUGAAAAACUACUUCGAUCAUGUGAUGUUAAAAAAAUAUAUGUUCUGAUAAGGUCUAAGAAGAAUUCUUCACCGGAAGAACGUUUAAGUGAAAUGAAAAAUUCAAAAAUCUUUAAAGUUCUUAGAGGACUCAAACCAGAUGAAAUGGAUAAAAAGUUAAUUGCAAUACCUGGUGACAUAACCCAGGAUUGUCUUGGAAUAUCUGAAGAGUACAAAUUAAUGAUGGCAAAUGUAACAAUUUUCAUCCAUUUAGCAGCUUCAACACGAUUUAACCUUUCACUUCGAACAGCGAUCGAAGCAAAUUUGAAGUCUACUCAAAAAGCUUUGAAAUUAGCUGAAUCUUUUAAAAAUCUGAAAAUAUUCUUGUAUGUGUCAACUUUCUAUAGUAAUCCAGAUGUGGUACAUAUAGAAGAUAAAGUCUACCCCGCUAUUUUUGAUUGGAAGACGGCUAUGAAUCUUCUAAAUUCUGAACAUGACCAAAUGGAACCUGUUUUUCAUGCAAUUGAAUCCAAAUUGAUACAAGACUUUCCCAACACAUACGUUUUUACUAAACACCUUGCGGAGCAACUUGUUAACGAUUACCGACACAAAUUACCUGUAGCAAUUUUUCGUCCAUCUAUUGUUACAGCAGCCUUUCAGGAACCAGAACCUGGCUAUACUGAAUCAAUGACUGGCGUAAUGGGAUUACUGUCUAUUUGGGGCACAGGUUUAAUUCAAGUUCUUCUUUGUAAUCCAAAAUUAAUUUUGGAUUUAACACCAUUGGAUGCAUCAACAAAAUUUUUGCUAAUUUUUACAGCAAAAUCAGCUAAACUUGAACGCAAGAGCAUUUUAGAGAAAACUCCAGUUGGAAUGUUUUCAUCUUGGGGUAUUCUUCGACAUCCUUUCGGAGAGUUUGGAAAAUUUCUUUCAGCUAUAUCUCGAGAGAAUCCUUUGGAAAAGUCCAUUUGGAUACCACAUGUAACAAUGACAACCAGUUCAGUAGUUUAUUGGGUUUAUUUAUUUUGUCUACAAUUAUUUCCUGCAUUUAUAAUCGACGUCUUUCUUAAAUUAUUUGGUCAAAAACCAAUUAUGAUGGCAAUUCAAAGGAAAAUCUAUUUUGCUUCAGAUGCGUUACGUUUCUUCAUUUCCAAUCAAUUUGCUAGUGAUGGUGCAACAGAUUUUAAAGAGCUAUUGGUAUCGACUAAAGGAACAGAAUUUGAUAUAAAUUACUUAGACGGUUGUUGUCGUGACGAUAAAUAUAUGAGGGAAGUCCUUGAACUUCAAAUGAAAGGCUGUAGAAAAUUUUUGCUAAAAGAAGAUGAAUCAUCUUUGCCACGAUGCCGAAACAUUUUUAAAGUGAAAAUGUUUGUAUAUAACGUAAUACGAGCUUAUGUGAUUUAUGUUGUUGGAAAAUUCAUCUAUCGAAGUGUAAUGAACUGAUACAGAAUAUAAGAAACAGAUUGAGAGGGAGAGAGAGAGAUAUAUAUAGAGAUAUCGUUGACUAAUUGUAAUUGAAUUCAAUAUGCUACAUACAAAUACAUACUUUUGAACAAUAAAUUAAAUUAAAGAUAAAGUUUAA